AUGAAGGGCUUAUCACGAGCUUGUUCAAGGUGCGGGGGAUCAAGAGUCGGCGGGGAGCGGAGAUGGAUGAGCGUUGUGGAGCUGCGAGGGCCAGCAAAGAGACCGAAGACUGCUCUAUUCUUCCCAGGCCAAGGCGUGCAGAGAGUAGGCAUGGCAACGCCCUGGCUCGAAGCCUUCCCCAAUACUGCGAAACCCAUCCUCGAGGAAAUCGACGCAACGCUUGAUCUCCCUCUCACCCGCAUCAUCGCUGAAGGCACAAACUCCCAACUCACACUUACUGAGAACGCGCAGCCGGCUAUCAUGGCGACUUCCAUCCUUAUUCUCAGAGUCAUGGAGAAGGAAUUUGGAUUUAAGACCGAGGAGCGAGUGGAUAUCACUCUGGGUCAUUCACUCGGCGAAUUUGCGGCCUUGGUUGCAGGCGGUUAUCUCAGCUUCCAGGAUUCAUUGAAGAUGGUGAGGAAGCGUGCCGAAGUCAUGAGUCAGUCUUCAAAAGAUGCCGUGGAGCGCGAAGGCGGUGAAUUCGGCAUGGUUGCUCUGGUUUGCGAAUCAGAACAACGCAUGAAGGCUCUGGUUUCUGGUAUCCGCGAGUUCCUCGAUUUGUCCUCCCCCGGCUCCAAAUCCGAUUCUGCAGAGGAUAUUCCAGCGGUUCAACAGGUCCUGGUUGCGAAUAUCAACUCCAAGAACCAAAUUGUGCUGAGUGGGAGCAUCGAAAGAAUCAACAUGCUCUUGACAAAUUUGAGGCAAUUCGGGGGUCAUGAUCCAAGGCACGUGCGGUUGAAGAGUGACUCACCGUUUCAUAGCCCGUUGAUGAAGCCGGCACAGGAAAUGAUGAAGCAGUUACUAUACAAAGAGAAGGCGGAUGGAAGCGAUAUCAUUACCUGGCCCGGCGUGAUGCCCUGUGUUUCGAAUGUCACCGGCAAGCCAUUCAAGAACAUGGAGCAGUUGAAGGAUCUGUUAGCCAGAUCGUGCGUAGAGACGGUGCAGUGGUGGAAAUCGGUGAAAUAUUUGCACGAGGAAGAGAAGGUGAAGAGGUAUAUUGGGAUUGGGCCAGGCAAGGUCGGGAGGAACCUUGUGGGAAAGGAGGUUGGCAUGAAGGGGGCAGUCAAGGGAGGGGGUGUCUGGGGUAUCGCGACCCCGAAGGAGAUGGAGGAGGUAGUGAGGGCUCUGGAUGAUACAGAGCAGGCUGAUGAAGACUGA
Molecule: messenger RNA, 1197 nt
Organism: Lindgomyces ingoldianus
Lineage: Eukaryota; Fungi; Ascomycota; Dothideomycetes; Pleosporales; Lindgomycetaceae
Product: malonyl-CoA-acyl carrier protein-like protein transacylase
Exons: 2
Coding region: 1-1197 (398 amino acids)
Biological process (GO): fatty acid biosynthetic process
Cellular component (GO): mitochondrion
Molecular function (GO): [acyl-carrier-protein] S-malonyltransferase activity
Source: RefSeq, a predicted model, not a curated record